Messenger RNA from Tribolium madens (black flour beetle), 2824 nucleotides. It is a transcript of the gene bsk, whose product is annotated as stress-activated protein kinase JNK. The transcript is spliced from 10 exons. Lineage: Eukaryota; Metazoa; Arthropoda; Insecta; Coleoptera; Tenebrionidae. Gene Ontology annotation, molecular function: JUN kinase activity; ATP binding. The coding region runs from base 294 to 1529 and encodes 411 amino acids. The record is from RefSeq and is a predicted model, not a curated record. Gene Ontology annotation, biological process: JNK cascade; protein phosphorylation. Gene Ontology annotation, cellular component: nucleus; cytoplasm.
GGUGGUCCCCCGACGCGUGCGCUUUUCCGGCGAAUUUCACGAAUCCAUUGAAGUCUUCUGUAGACUUUCCCGAUGAUAUGUGGUGUGUGUUGUAAAUUUCCUCGUUUACUUCAUGUUUUGUGUUGGAAUUAACUUUAGUUUGGUGUUUUGUUCGAUUUGGAAGUGAAGCGACCACUCUCUGCAAUAGCUGUACACGAUAUGAAAUAACAGCAAAGUUUCACCAACGACAAGACUAAAGACGACAUUAAGAGCUGCAAUUCUAAUUUGGCACCGUCCUACCAAUAGCCCCUAAAAUGGAUCGUUCUUGGUUAUUUUUCCAGACGACGGCGUCGAACUAUUGGGACUGGCGCUAUAAAAUGUCCCGUCUGUCUCAAUUCUACACCGUUGAGGUGGGCGACACCAAAUUCACCAUAUUGAAGAGGUACCAAAAUCUGAAACCGAUUGGUUCAGGAGCACAAGGAAUCGUUUGUGCUGCUGUCGAUACUGAAACCCAACAAAAUGUAGCGAUUAAGAAAUUGAGUAGGCCGUUUCAAAAUGUGACGCACGCCAAAAGGGCGUAUCGCGAAUUCAAGCUCAUGAAAUUAGUUAAUCAUAAAAAUAUUAUCGGACUUUUGAAUGCAUUUACGCCUCAAAGGUCCUUAGAAGACUUCCAAGACGUUUAUUUAGUGAUGGAAUUAAUGGACGCAAAUCUAUGUCAAGUCAUACAAAUGGAUUUAGAUCAUGAAAGGAUGAGUUAUCUCCUUUAUCAAAUGCUUUGCGGUAUUAAACAUUUACAUUCAGCUGGUAUUAUACAUAGGGAUCUCAAACCAAGCAAUAUUGUAGUUAAAUCAGAUUGUACAUUGAAAAUUUUAGACUUUGGUCUUGCACGUACUGCUGGUACUACGUUUAUGAUGACACCGUAUGUGGUAACUAGGUAUUACAGAGCACCGGAGGUUAUCUUAGGUAUGGGAUAUACGGAAAAUGUGGACAUAUGGAGCGUUGGAUGUAUCAUGGGUGAGAUGAUCAGAGGAGGUGUACUAUUUCCUGGUACUGAUCACAUAGACCAAUGGAAUAAAAUUAUAGAGCAAUUGGGUACGCCAUCGCAACAAUUCAUGAUGCGAUUACAGCCCACCGUUCGCAAUUAUGUCGAAAAUCGGCCCCGUUUCACGGGCUUCCCCUUCGACAAGCUCUUCCCCGAUGUACUGUUUCCCUCCGAUAGUAGCGAACACAAUCGACUGAAAGCGAGUCAAGCAAGAGAUUUAUUAUCGAGAAUGCUUGUCAUCGAUCCGGAACGUAGGAUAUCGGUCGACGAUGCGCUUCUCCAUCCAUACAUCAACGUCUGGUAUGACGAACAAGAAGUGAAUGCGCCUGCUCCUGGACCCUACGAUCAUAGUGUCGAUGAAAGGGAACACACUGUCGAACAAUGGAAGGAACUUAUCUACCAAGAAGUUAUGGAAUAUGAAAGUUCGCGCGGAAGAGGCGCCUCCAGUUCACAACCAAGUCCCGCAUCUAAUUCUAUCGAGCCAAAUGGGACGGAUUCAAUGCGGUAGAAAAGGAUUUUGGAUAUAAAGCACAAGAUGCAAUUUAAGCUAGUCUAAACUAUAAUAUUAUUGAAAUUAUUACUGAUAUAAAGCCCACCAUUAAGUAGAUACCAAACAGACAGAGAGUAUAGUGAGCUGUGUUUGUUAUUGACGACAGUGAGUAUAAGACUUCACACGGGUCCCUUUUUUCUAUCAACCGGAACUUUAUAUAAUAUCCUUAAUCAGUAUGUGUGAUAUGAUAACUUAAGACUAAUUUGUAUUUGAAUUGUUUUUGUUUUUUCAAACUUUUGUCUUUUUACCAAAUAAAUAAGAUUAAAGCAACGUAUUUUUGCAACAUACAGAUAUACGAAGCAUUGUUUGAAGAAGGAACGUCGUUUUUAGACAAUCAUUCAGUUCGUUUGGUUCCCAUUCAAAAUACAAAUUAGUAAUAAAUGUAUAACAAAAUAAUAAAUAUUAGGUAGUACCUAGUUAUUAUGAUUAUCGGUAGUUUUGUUUAAUAUCAUUAUUUAUUUUCUCUUUAUUCAAAUGCAAUAUUUUUUCUAUCGUUAGGUUUAACUUAUUUUUGCUCUUUUUCAAAUUUUAUAGUUAUAUAUAGACAUAUAAAUAGAAUUAGCGACUAUAACCAUUUGAAAUUAAGGUAGGAGCAUCAAAUUGUUUACAUAAUUUGCACACAAAUUGUGUGAAACUAGAGAAAAACAAUUACAAUAACUUUAUGUACUUGUGAACAUCCGAUCCAAAAAAAAACAACUGUAAAAAGUGACAAUUAGUGAAUUUUAUAGGUGGAUUUUUUGUUGUUAAUUACCGUUUUGUUGUGUUUUUGAAACGAUAAAUUUAUUUAUUCGUGCAAUGUGUGAACGUCGGAGGCGCUCACAUUUUUGUUUCAAUUUUAGGUUUUUUAUAGUGAUUAAAUCAUGAAUGUGCAAAGACUUUGAAAGAAAAAAUAAGAUAGAGUCGAGUUGUGAAGUUUGAUUAUUUUUUUUUACAAUUUAUUGAGACGGCAAUUCUAUUCCUUUUUCUCUUUUUCAUGAAUAAUGUAAAUAACUUCUCAAUUAGAAUUAUUUAAUUUUUCGACUUUCCACUUGUUCUUAAAUAAAAAAUAAAGCGUUUUAGACGACAAAUUGCAAAUCAGUAGAAUGUUUUCGUGUAGGUGGUAUCACCUUUUAUUCAGUUCUUGUUCUUUUUCGAAUCACACAGACUAGUGUUUUACCGGUUUACAACAAGAUUAUUAAAACACGUUUAGUAAUUUAUAGUAUACAAUGCUUGUAUUGUUCUGCUUUGUAAAUAAAAUAAACAAAGUAAACUGA